Dromiciops gliroides (monito del monte) is the source of this 2478-nucleotide messenger RNA. RefSeq names its product ly-6/neurotoxin-like protein 1. The transcript has 4 exons. Lineage: Eukaryota; Metazoa; Chordata; Mammalia; Microbiotheria; Microbiotheriidae. The coding region runs from base 466 to 828 and encodes 120 amino acids. The record is from RefSeq and is a predicted model, not a curated record.
AUGAUAAAUGCUCAUUCCUUUCUCUUCCCCCUGUGCUCUAAGGAUCUUCCCAGCUCCGAUAUCCUCCCACCCCCAUCCCAACCCCCGCUCUGAUGCUGUUUCUAAGGCUUUAUUGCUGAACAGCGAAGGAGCACAGGCUUGAAGCCUAUAAAAUUUCAGAACCCUCUAUCUGCCAUACCGGCUCCUUUCUCUGGCCGCCCCCAGUUGUCACUUGGAUGGCGUGGCCCCGCCCAGAGCUCUAGGGGUGUGGGGAUGGGAUGGGUCAAGUGUCGGGGCCAGUGCGGGGUGCCUAAAAGUUUCCAAAUCCUGAUCGCUGUCUAGAGGAGUCAGAUCUCCAGAAGGGAAUCAACAGCGUUGACUGCAGCAACAGAGCACGAACAUACCCUAGGCUGAAGAAUCUUGCCUGUGCUACCACCUCCUGCCCCAGUUCAACACCACCUUCCACACUCCCCCUCACUUUCAGCCAUGAGGUCCUUUUCAGUCGUGCUUCUUGUAGCCCUCAUCACGAGCAACCAGCUUGCCCAAGCCCUGAAUUGUCAUGUCUGUACAGCUCAUGAUGAUGAUUGCUCGAACCCCUUGCAAUGCCCAGGGCUAUCCAUCUACUGCAAGACUAUUCGGGCCUAUUCUCCCACCAUGAUCUACAAAUCAUGCGCAGCCAGCUGCUCCAAGGACAGCGUGGAGGAAAUCCAGAUACAACAAAACACCAAGGUGUCCUGCUGCCAGGCCGACCUGUGUAACGGGGCUGCCUCCUGGACCCCAGGCUCCUCAGGCCUUGUCCUCACUGGGCUCCUCACCAUCUUCUGGGGCCUGUUUGCUCUUGGCCUCUGAGCGACAACCGGCAGAGAGACAGGUGGAUAAAUGAACUUCCCUCCCCUCCUUUGGAUUUAUGGCUUAGCUCAGCUCCCAGGUGAGAGAGGGAGAUUGUGUUCCCAUCCUCCCUUUGAGACUGGGCCCUACACAGAGCACUGAGCCCCUUUCCAGCCCUCCCUCCAUCAAUUGUCACCCUGCUAUUGGAUUUCUCCAUUUUGGCCCUAAUUUUCCUCAGUAGGAUAGACCUGGUCAUCUUCCCGAUACCUAGAGUCGAGGGUGGAGGAUGAUUUUCAUGAUAAGAUUCAGAGUUGGAAGGGAUACCAGAGAGCAUCCCAUGCAACCUUCAUCUGAGCAGCAAUCCCCUGACAUGUUCUCGCCCAGCAGCUGCUUGAACAGUGCCAAACACGACCUAUUCAGCCAUCUCAUUACGCUGUCGGAGAGCUCUGACUGGUAGGAAGCUUUUCUUUACAUGGAACCCAAAUCUCUCUCUAUAAUUUCUAGGCCUGGUUCCUAAUUUUGUUCUCCAGGACCAAGCAGACCAACUCAGCUCUAUCUUCCACAUGACAGGCCUUCACAUAUUUGAAGACAGCUAUUAUUUCCCUUCCCCUUCCAGCCCUGUAAAUCUUCUGUUUUAUGAGCUACACACCCCUGGUCCCUUCAACCGGUCCUUGCAUGACAGGGGACCUCACGGAUGAUCCUAUUUUAGCGUCAUCUCAUUUUACAGAGGAGGACCCUGAGCCCCUUAAAGAAGGGCUGUCUAACACAGGUAGGAAGUGGCAACAGUAAGAUUUAAACCCUGCUUCUUUGACUUUGAAUCUAGGAGUCUUCCCACUACAUCACGGUUUGUUCCUCUGUCUGUGGAAGAAAUCCCAGUCUCUGGCCCCUUUCUAGGGUACUGCCCAACAUUCUAGUUACGUUGAAGUUCGAUGACUCCCUUAAAUAAGGCCAGAGGAGAAAAAGAAGGAAAAGCUCUUAAAUGCUUCAUGCCCAUUGAGGGGUGGGGUAGCAAAUACAGAGCUCCGACAGCUGCUCUUUGACUCAGCCCCCACAGUCUCAAAUGCUCAUUGGUCUACCAGAUGUCACCCCAGCCUCUUUCGACAAAAGGGAAGGCAGGGGGAAGGCAGCCAGGUUGGCACUGACUCUGGAAGAGGAUCUCUGGAGGGAAGGGAAAGGAACACAACACACUGGGGAUUUUUUUAGCUGCCUGAUAUAGCCCUGGCCUGGGAAUGCAUGGCUCCUGCCCUCCAGACAGCUCUCCCCACUCCUCCCUCCAGUGUGAGAGAGUAAACAUGACUCUUACUCCAGUUACCUCUUCCAAGGGAAGUAGGAGAGGCUGAGGUUAUAGGAAGCAGGCUGCCAAUCAUGCCCCAGGCAGAGCUGCCACCCUCUGACUACAGAUUGGAGGGCCUAAGGGAUCAGCUGCUCCCUUGCUAUCACCUCCCUAUGGGGAGGUAGGUAGCAUAUUUCAUCAUCCAUCCUCUGGAGUCAAAGAUUCCCCCAAUUCUUUUUAUAGCUGAGCAAACUGAGGACUAAAGAAGAGGCUUGCCCAAGUUCACAUUCAGUUAAAUAGUACAUAAUAAAUAGCAGAGCAUGGACUAAAACCUAGUUGAAGCAGUGGAUAGAGUGCUCAACCUGGAGUCAGGAAGACCUGAGUUUAAAUCCUGCUUU